Brenthis ino (lesser marbled fritillary) is the source of this 1647-nucleotide messenger RNA. The record is from the annotation of a GenBank genome assembly. NCBI's taxonomy places the organism in Eukaryota, Metazoa, Arthropoda, Insecta, Lepidoptera, Nymphalidae.
AUGGAGCAAAAAUAUAUAUUAUCUUUAGAUAUAGGCACUACAACGAUUCGGUCGGUUAUUUACAAUUCAAGAACAGAAAUUAUAGGCAAAGCUGUAGACCAGGUAAUACUCCACUACCCUAGCUCUGGAUAUGUGGAAAUAGAUCCAGAUGAACUUUGGACUUCUGUUGUAGGUGUUGUAAGCACCAGUAUACAAAAUGCUAAACUAUCAACUGGACAAAUUACGGCAAUGGGAAUUUCAACACAAAGGAGUACUUUUACAACUUGGUCUCGAAAGACAGGGAAACCAUUCCAUAGAUUCAUUACUUGGAAAGAUCUCAGAGCGGAUGACUUGGUGAAACAAUGGAAUGAUUCUUAUACUUGGAAGCUAAUUAAAAUUGGUGCUUUUGUGUUGUUUAUGAUAUCAAGAAGCAAAAGAUUUAAAGCAGGAAGUGUUCUGAAAUUUUCUAACACUCAGACCACACUAAGGUUAUAUUGGGCUCUACAUAACGUGCCUGAACUGAAAUCCGCUAUUCAGAACCAUGACGCUAUGUUCGGGACACUGGACACGUGGCUUCUAUAUAAAAUGACAGGUAGCAAACUCCACAUGACGGACGUUUCUUCAGCGUCUGCGACGGGUUUUUUCGAUCCGUUCACGAUGCAAUGGGCGAGUUGGGCCAUGUCCUUAUUCGGGAUCCCGCAAGCUGCAUUACCAAAGGUGGUCGACACUGCGGGAGAACACUUCACUAGUACCGCCCCAGAUAUCUGGGGGCAUGCGAUACCUAUAAGAAGCUGUAUAGCAGAUCAAACAGCAUCCAUGUGGGGUUCAUGCUGUUUCAAUGUCGGCGAUGUGAAACUUACAAUGGGUACUGGUACGUUCUUCAACAUAAACACCGGGCGUCUCCCGCACGCGUCGGUGUCGGGGCUCUACCCUGUGGUCGGGUGGAGGCUCGGGGAAGAGUUAGUGUUCUCAGCUGAGGGAGCUAACAAUGAUACUGCCAGCAUCAUUAAAUGGGCUCAAAGCUUAGGAUUGUUUGAUAAUCCGCAAGACACCGCGGAUAUCGCCAUGUCUGUGCCCGAUUCUGACGGCGUAUUCUUCAUACCGGCGUUCAGUGGCCUGGGACCACCAUACAACGACUGUACGGCGGCGACGGGGUUCGUCGGCAUGAAGUCGUCCACGAGCAAAGCCCACGUGGUGCGCGCCGUGCUCGAGUCCUUGGCCUUUAGAACGGCACAGUUAUACAAUUGUGUGCGAGCCGAGACUGACUAUACGUUUAGUAGUAUACGAUUGGAUGGAGGAGUGUCUAACAACGAUUUCGUGGUGCAGCUUGUGGCUGACCUAACUGGGUUGCGCGUAGAGAGGCCGGUGGAGGUCGAAAUGUCCUCCUUAGGUUGUGCACAUAUUGUAGGACUACAAUUAGGUAUAUUUAAAUCAAAAGAAGAAUUGAAGUCACUAAGGAAAGUAGGUACAGUGUUCACCCCACGACCACAAGUGAAGAAGGCAUAUGAACAGACCAUGGCAAGAUGGGAGGACGCGGUCGCGCGCAUGUGCGGGUGGUAUGUAGGGAACAAGUCGACACACUCACAGAACUCGGUUCAUGACUCAAGUAAUAACUCAGUAACUCCACAAAACAGUUUUAAGGUGACUUUAAAGAAAGAUGGGUCCAAA